AUGAAUACACGCGCACACCCCUCCGCAUCUCCGGACCCCCAAGCAGAGCGCCUUGACACCGAAAUCGCCUCCAUUCGCGCCGAAAUUCAUAAUUUCCAACGUCAAAAGCGAUUCCUUUCUUCAAGUCUCCUCGCCUCAUCCAACGUUCAGAAGCUCCUCCGCAAACCCCGCACCACCAUCCACGACGAAAUCUCGCCUCUCGCACAGGCCGCAGGGAAACACUCUGAAACAAACCACUACCGCAUCGCAUUCGGUACUACAGCUUUUCCAUUCAAGGAUCCGUCACCCAGCGCGCCCGCCGAGAAUCUACUAGGUCUGCGCAUCGAUGUCUGCACACGAAAUGGGCGCUUCGCGAAGCCCUAUUACGUGCUUCUACGGCGGGAGCGCGUAAAGGGUGGAAAGGAGAAAAGUCUGAGGGUGUAUAGACAUACCGUGCCCGCGUUUAUCUCUAUACCGAAGCUGGAGAGCGUUUACCUACCUUUCAAGGGCUCUAGCGCGAAAUCGACUGGCGAUGUCGAACAAGACGUGGACGAGUCUGAGGAUGAGGGGCAACCCUUGAAGCCACAAAAGAGGAAAAAUGUGCGAAAUCAGGACUUGCGCGGAUUUUCUCGUGAGCUACGGCGUGAGCUUGUAGCGUGGCAUUUGCGGUGCGAUGCAGUUGAUCUCUUGCGCGAAAGAUUGGGAUUCAAGGAGUCCGACUCGGAUACUGGUUCAGUUGGACGGUUGUCACCUGAUAGCAAGGCGGGCAUUGUGUCUCUUGACUCUACGGCCAUUGAGACCCGGUAUGUCCGGCUGGAAUGGGAGGAUGGCCGUGUUGGACGGUUCAAGUUAUCCAAUGCUGGUGUUGUUGAGCGAGCCGUUGUCAUCGGGGACGAGGGUCGUGAUAAACAAACGGAAACUGCGAUGACUCGUAGUGGUGGAAGAAUUGAGAGUCUGGUGGAGAGGCUGCAGGAGCUUGCUGAGCCGGCUCAGUAA
Penicillium pulvis is the source of this 975-nucleotide messenger RNA. RefSeq lists its product as uncharacterized. Gene Ontology annotation, cellular component: kinetochore; Mis6-Sim4 complex. The record is from RefSeq and is a predicted model, not a curated record. Lineage: Eukaryota; Fungi; Ascomycota; Eurotiomycetes; Eurotiales; Aspergillaceae. The transcript is spliced from 2 exons. The coding region runs from base 1 to 975 and encodes 324 amino acids.